UAUAAAUACAACAGUGAUGUCAGUUCCUGAACUGAACCUAGAAGAAUAUUUAUUCAUACUGUUUUGAUUAGUUAAUUCAAUACACUUACAGAAGGUGAUUACUUAAUAUUUUCAUAUUUAUAGGACAUUUAAAUAAGUUAAGCUCAAUAACUUCAUAUCUGGCGCUCUCAUACCCUAAACUAAACCUAGCGUAAGCCUGGUUUUGUUGUAAUAAUUGUUAUUUGCUUACAGGAGAACCCAUUUUCGACGAUUCGCUGUAUACACUGUUGUGCACUUUAGUUCUAAGUUGUCAAGUAUACUAGUAGUAGUUAUGUAGAUAUGGCUGCUGACAUUGACUGACUGAAUCAUUCAUUCAUUUAUUUUCAUUUAGGCUAGGCUAGUGUUAGUGAUAUUUCUUUCAUUCGAAAUUGGCGUAGGUGAAGCUUGGCCUGGCUGCUGCCGCUCAUACAUAAAAAAAAAUUAAAUUAAAUAUUUCGAUAGAUUAUGUUGUAGCUGUAAUCUGUGGCAACGGCGUGUUGUCGGCAACAGGGUGGAAACAAGAAGUGUCGAAUGUAUUGCACAUACACAUGGCCACUAUAAAAAAUUAAGCCCUGGCAAGCUACAAUUAUUUCUUCAAUGUGUCUACACGUCCGGCGCGUCGGACAAAUAGUGCGAGUGAUAUAUGUCCAGCGGGCAUGUCACGUGACCGCCGGACGACUAGUUGUCAUUAUUUCGAACGAAUUGACUAAUUGGGAGAUCUUGUCUGGUCUUGAGGUAGAGUGUUUGCUUCACGAUAUUAUAAUUAAAUUUGUGGAUCAAUGCCCAGUAUGGGAUCGUUUUUUCCCCCCCAUUUUAAUUAAAAAUAUUUUAUAUUAUAUUUAUAUUAUCAUGUUCAUCAGCAACAGUAGUUUCAUGAGAAGUUUUAAAAUAUUUUGUAGCAAUUUAAACAAUUUAAAAUUAAAUCUUUUACUUUUAUUGGUUGCCUACUCCAUACUGAAUACUAAAUACUAGCCCCUAAUUUAUUUUAUGGAUUACUGGUACACAAACUCAAAUAACAAACUAAACAAAAAUGUUUACAAACCACUUUCACUUAAGUUUUUUCUAUUAUUUGCAUUCAAGAUACUCAGUACAUUACUUGAUAGAGAAAUAUAUUUUAAAGUAAACAAUAGUUUUGAAUCAUUCGCGGUCACGUGACAAGAUAUGUCUUGCCACUUUGUUACGGCGGUCAUGUGACUUGGUCGACGGACAAAUAGUGCGGAGAUACAUACAGUGCGCUGGACGUGUAGACACUGCCUUAUUUCUUGGGCUCAACUCGCUCCGCCCAGUCACUUCAAAAUUAUUAAAAUUAUUUAAUAAUAUUAUAAUAAGUUGUAAGACUUAUACUAGUUAUACUAAUAGCAAAGUUACUAAAAUUUAAGUUACAAAUGAUCUUUAGUUUAAGUUAAGUGUUCACAUAUAUUUUCAAUAAUCAAUAGUGUACCGAGUACUGGUAUCCCAAUGGGUUUUUUUGAUUCCUUACUUAGUCUAAAAAGUCACAAGUCAGACAAGUGCAUUUCUAAAAAGUUUGGUUCAUUUGUAUAACAUUUAACACAGUACGGAGAAGUUUAGGAAAUGUAAACACUCCACCCAGAGGUGAUAAAUUAUUAAGGUUUAAUUGCUAAUUUCAGACCAUAACAUAUCCUUCACAAACCACUCCUACAAAGGACGAAGAUUACUUUCAUUUUGUAAAGAAAUAAAAUGAUUCUUGUCUACACUAAUAGAGCUUCUACUUCUAUUCAUUCAAUGAUUCAUAAUUGAAUAACUUAUUUUAGGCUUAACCUUCUUAAUUGAAAAAUAAACUCACAGAUAUUGGUGAAUUGGUUGUAUUUAUCAUUUGGGCAUUAUUAUUUCAUCCCCUAACUGAGGCUACUAAAGAGAGUGGCAACCAGAAGUUGAACAGAAACUGCAGUUUAUGAUCUCUCCUACAAUUUCUUAAAUGUCUUCCCCAAGCAAGUGGUACUCUAAACCAGUUGUUCUCAACCUUCUUAACUCACAGCGCCCUUUUUGGAAUCAAUGUCUAUGAUGGAGCCCUUUAGGCCUAUCCUAUGUCAUGCAAUGGUGUUGGGGGGGGGGGGGGGAUCACGGAGGCUGUAAAUGUAUUUUUAAAAAAAAAAUCUUACUCUAAGAUAAUUAAAAUAUCCGCAGUCAUGCUUUCUGUUCUUAGUUUUGGAUAUUACUUUUUAAAAAAAAAUGUCAUGCAAUGGUGUUGGGGGGGGGGGGUGAUCACGGAGGCUGUAAAUGUAUUUUUAAAAAAAAAAUCUUACUCUAAGAUAAUUACAAUAUCCGCAGUCAUGCUUUCUGUUCUUAGUUUUGGAUAUUACUUUUUAAAAAAAAUUACAGAAUUAAAAAGAAAAUGCUAUGGUUGUUAUUUUUAUCAUUGUUCAUUAGAAAAAAUUCCUGACCAGCUGGCUCCCACUCAACUCUGAGAUAAUAAAUAAAAAAUGUUUAUUGUCUUACUUCAGGUGACAAGGCAUAACUAGUAUGUCUGACAGUGAGGACAGCACUUUCGACAGUGAUGCCGGGGAAGACAAGCAAGGAUCUGAUGGAGAAGCCAGCACUAAAAAUGAUGGAAGUGACCACAAUGAGGACAGUGACAAAGAAGGCAGUGAGAAAGCAGCAGACAGCGAUGAUGAACAAGAGAACUCGAGAGGAAAAAAUGUAGAUGAUGAAGCAGAAGAGAGUGAUGGCGAAGAAAAAGAUGGCGAUGAGGAAGAACCCGACGGGGAAGAUUUAAUAGACGAUGAAGAUGUAAGACCCCCAUUUCUGAAAUUAAACAAAGCUUUCUAGCAAAUGUUCUUGUUAUUCUGAAUUCUUCAAACAAAUUUUGUUAAAAUUUCAUUUUAAAAAUGUCAUUCUAAUUGUUUCAAAACAGAAUUAACUUGCUUUGUAUAUUGUUUUUUUAGGAGUACGAUGAAGAAGAAGAUGAAGAAGAGCAGACAAGAGUGAGAAAGAAGAAAAGAAAAGGCGCACUAGGAUUCAUCAUUGAUGAGGCCGGUAAGUCAUGAAUAUCUGUUAAUCAUAAAAUAUUUAUCCCGCCUUUCAAUAAUUGAGAAAAAUAUUGAAGGGGUUAAAAUUGGCUGAGCUCUCAACUUUUUUAUUUAACUCAUUCCUUACGGCAGUGCUACUUCCGUACGGUACUUAAUUUAUAUACCUGAGAAAGGGAAGUAACUCCAUUUUGCAAUUGAUUUACAUUUGUAAAUUAUUUUUUUAAGCUGUUAAAUAUUAAUUCAUGUUUAUGAAUUGAGGACAAAUGCAUCGAAAAAUUAAUAAGGUUUAAUAAAAAUAUAACAUAAGCGGUGAAAAAAUAAUGAUCAGUGACAAAGAAAUUGAUUUUUGGCACCUAGGACAAGCACAUGCUAAAUAUAGAUGAGCCAUAGUAAAGCAUACAUAAAUUAAAAGUGAAACAAGAUUAAAAAAACUUUCGGUUUUUAAAUCGAAAUCUAUGCAGAAUCAAGCCAUUGCCGGAAGUCUCAAAGGAUGCAAGAUUUCAUUGCUAUUUUAAAAUUAAAAAAUAGAGAGGUGUGUCGCUAUGCGCCAGGACGCAUUUGGAUGCAACUGUCAAAAUCCCCAAAAGGAUGCAGUUAGUCUCAACCGUCGGGAAUGAGUUAAAGAUCAAAACUAUUUAUUAAUUCAAUUUAAGGUAAAUCAAUUUUAAUGUUUUUUUGAGGCUGAAAUUAAACUAAAAUUCUUUGUUAAAAAAAUCGAUUCAAUAAAUUUGUGAGAAAAGGCCCAUGAAAAUGUAGAUAUGUAAUUUUAUUCUUUUUUCACAGAUGUUGACGAUGAGGAUGAUGAUGAUGACGGAGAGUGGGAAGACGGCGCUGAAGAGAUUAUUGACAGAAAAUCAACAUAUGAUGCUUCUGAGCGAGAAAUUGAAAGCCAUCAAAGACUCCGACAUAUCUGGGAGUAAGUAAAUAAAAUAAGGUUCCAUCAAAAGAAUGGGUUAAAAAAAUAAUAUAGGCUGUAAUGGCAGGACUUUAGGGGAACAAAAUAAUAUGGGCUACAAUGAUAGGACUUGUACUUGUAGGGCAUCAAAAUAAUAUGGGCUACAAUAGCAGGACUUGUAGGGGAACAAAAUAAAUGUUGUAUAUGUCAAUGAAAGGUCUUAGAGGGGAACAAAAAUAAAUGAUUAAAGUCAUGUCCUCUUUUGGUUCAGAAUUCUGUUGUAACCACAGUUAAAACUUUCCCCACUGUUGUAACCACAGUUAGUAAUUUCCCCCACUGUUGUAACCACAGUUAGUGACUUCCCCCACUGUUGUAACCACAGUUAAUGACAUGCCUCACUGUUUUAACCACAGUAAGUGACAUGCCUCACUCUUUUAACGACAGUUAGUAACAUGCCUCACUCUUUUAACCACAGUUAGUAACAUGUCUCACUGUUUUAACCACAGUUAGCAACAUGCCUCACUCUUUUAACCACAGUUAGUAACAUGCCUCACUCUUUUAACCACAGUAAGUAACUUGCCCCACUUUUUUUUUCUAUAUAGGAGUCAGAGAGAAGAUGAGAUUGAGCAAUACUACAGACAGAAAUUUGGUAAUGUGACAACUGCCGAGCGCUAUGGAGAAGGAGAGGAAAUGUCAGACGAGAUCACCCAGCAAGGUCGGCUGCCUGGUGUCAAGUAAGCUCACCAAUUCUCUUACUUUUGACACAAGUAACUUACUUUUUUUUUUUAAGAGGCUGUAUUCCAGUUCUUGUUGUUCAAUUAAACAUGUGUCCCUGAAUAAUAUAAACAGAUGUAAUAUUUUGUUUAAAAAGUGAAAGCAAUUGUAAUAUUUUGUUUAAAAAGUGAAAGCAAUAACAUAAGCCUUCUUUUAAAGACCAGAUGUGUCAGUGGUAUAAUCAUGCUCCAACAAGUUUUUUCAGGAAUUUAUUUUUCUUGGAAACUAUUUGGGGGCAAAAAAAAUCGUUUUUUACUUCAAUUAAAUGUUAUUUACUCCAAUAAAAUGUUAUUCUAGGGAUCCUAACUUGUGGGUCGUCAAGUGCAGAAUGGGUGAGGAAAAGACUACUGUGAUUCACAUCUUAAGGAAGAUGAUAACCUAUCAGUUUACUGAAGAGGUAAGGAUAUGAUAGUUUUAUCAGUAUACUGGAGAGGUGAGGAUAGGAUACUUUAUCAGUUUACUGAAGAGAUAAGGAAAGGAUUGUUUUAUCAGUUUACUGAAGAGGUGAGGAUAGGAUAGUUUAUCACUUUAGUGAAGAGGUGAGGAAAGGAUAGUUUUAUUAGUUAAUGGAAAAGGUGAGGAUAACAUAGUUUUAUUAGUUAGCGGAAAAGUUCAGUAUUUUAUAGUCUCAUAGUUAACUGAAGGGGUAAGGAUAUCUUAUUAUUACAAAUAAGUUUGUUUUCAUUGUCUGUAUGUCAUGAAAUAUUUUGGUCAGUCACAUGACAUGUUUCGGCCAAUAAGGUGCAAUGUCAAAUUGAUAUUUUUCUAUUUUCCUUUUUCAGCCACUUCAAAUCAAGUCUGUGGUUGCUAAGGAAGGUCUCAAGGGCUACAUCUACAUUGAAGCUUUUAAACAGACUCAUGUCAAACAAGCUAUUGAAGGCAUUGGAAACUUGCGAAUGGGUUACUACAAACAGCAGGUAAUAAGGGUUGCUACAACCAGCAGGUAAUGUGUUACUACAAAGAGCAGGUAAUAUGUGUUACUACAAAAAGCAGGUAAUAUGUCUUUCUACAAACUGCAGGUAAUGUGUUACUACAAACUACAGGGAAAAUGAAAUAAAAUUUGUAAUUUUUAAAAAAAAAAGCAUGUAGAAUUUUGUGUGUGUAAAAUUCAUUUUUAAAGACUUUAGUUUUAAAGUCUCCAUUAGUUCUUAAUAAAAUAUAGAUUAAUAAUGAUUUUCUUUUAUUUGACUUAAAUUUUUUACAUCAAUGUUUUCUUUUCUUGAUGAUACUUGAUGAAAGUUUUAUUAGCUUUCUCAAUUAGACAUUUGUUCAAAAGAUUAUAUAUCAGAGAUUGCCAUAUUCCCAAAUAUUGUUAGCUUUCUUAAAAAAAAUUAUAAGGGUCUCUAAUGACACCUUGUCAUUCUUAAGAUGGUGCCCAUUCGUGAGAUGACUGAUGUGCUGAAGGUGGUCAAAGAAACAGCCAGUCUCAAACCAAAGGCGUGGGUGCGACUCAAAAGAGGUAUUUUCAAGGAUGACUUGGCUCAGGUUUGUACAAGUGCUAACAAAACAAACAAUGCCCAAUACAUUUAAAAUAUAUUGAAAUUUAAAAAAAAAAAUAAUAAUUUGACUUCUAAAAAAAAUUUAUGUCAUGCUUUAAAUUGUAUGCGUGUGCUGACCUUAAUUUUUAUCUGCACACACAGAUAUGGCGUGGAUGUAACCCCUUUUUUUUUAAAAAAUAAAGUGCUUUGGAUAUGACUUCACUCUUCUGACCUGGUUUACUGUUUGUUUUCUCUAUCUCAGGUUGAUAUUGUGUAUCCCUCUCAAAAUGAGGUCGAGCUCAAACUGAUUCCCAGAAUUGAUUACACACGAGCCCGUGGUAUCAUGCGCAACUCUGCCAAUCAAGAUUCAAAGAAGAGGAAGAGACGCCCACCUCAGAAGCUGUUUGACGUUGAUGCCAUUAGGUAAUUAAUCUAAUGCAGCGUUUACCAACCUGUGCUCUGCGGAGCCCUGAGGGCACCUCGUGUACUUCUCAGGGACUCCGGGGCUACCACCUCCCCUGUGACACUACUCCUAAACUCCAUUAACUUGUAAGGCAUAGUGUAGGGCUAAGGGACUCCCCCAUAGAAGGGCUCCAUGAGUGAAAAAGAUUGGGAACAACUGAUCUUAUCCCUGUGAACAUAACAUUCCUGUUACCUCACUUAUCGAAACAGCAAAGAGCAUAAUCUUAGCGACAAAGCAUAAUUGUCAGACAUUAGACUUUAUGGUGUUACAUCUGUCUGGGGAAAGAUCAAGUUAACCCUGUUUAAACUCAUGUGUCUGUGAAAAGAUCAAAUUAAGCGCUGUUUAAGCUCAUGUGUCCGUGAAAAGAUCAAAUUAAGCCCUGUUUAAACUCAUGUGUCUGUGAAAAGAUCAAAUUAUGCCCUGUUUAAACUCAUGUUUCUGUGAAAAGAUCAAAUUAAGCCCUGUUUAAACUCAUGUGUCUGUAAAAAGAUCAAAUUAAGCCCUGUUUAAACUCCAGUGUAUGUGACAAAUAAGAAUCACUUGUUUUUUUGUCAUGUUCUUUGGUGUACAGGGCCAUCGGCGGAGAGGUGACAUCUGAUGGUGACUUUCUCAUGUUUGAAGGCAACAGAUACAACCGCAAAGGGUUUCUGUUUAAAGUCUUUGCCAUGUCCGCCAUUGUAAGCUCUGAUUUUUUAUAUAUAAUUGUUGAUUUUAACUUAGUUGUUGAUCUCAACUUUUACUUAUUGAACAAAGUUUUAAUGGGUAACUUUAAGAUGUGUUAUUUUAUUUUUUGAAUCAAGUCAAAGCCAGCUUGUAUUGAAAGCAGCUUUGAAGCAGGCAUGGUGAAAUGAAGAAGACUGAUGGUUUCUUUUACCUGUGUUUCUCCAGAUUGCAGAAGGGAUAAAACCAACAUUGGCUGAGCUAGAGAAGUUUGAGGAUCAGCCUGAAGGGAUGCAAGUUGAAUGUAUCCUAUUAACUCAGUACAACCCCUAAACAGUCAGUUUUUAAUUUUAAAUUGGCCUCUCAUCUCAGUGCAACCCCAUAACAUUCAAUUUCUAAUAUUAAAUUGGCAGUAUUUAAAAAAAAUAUAUAUUCAAAACCCUUCUGUAUGAAAUUUAAGAAACACUUUAUCUUGAUGGUCAGAAUAUUUUAAAUCAUUUUGUAAUUUGAUGUCUUAGGCUUUUAUAAUUAAUGAGGUAUAAUUAUUAAAUGUCUUAGGCUUUUAUAAUUAAUGAGGUAUAAUUAUCAAGCUAUCAAUUUAUAUAUUAUAAUAAAAGUGUUAUUUUUACCUUUUUUUAAAAAUACCUUUUUCUGCAAUCAUUUGAGCAAGGGUCAUGCCAGCCGGUUGAACUGGCACCACAUGAAUGCAUGUGCCACCUCUUAGGUGUUAAGUUUCUUUCAAUGCUGUACCAAUGUUUUGUUGGCUCCUUGACUUCACCGACCAGUGGUGCCUGAGAAACAGGAAAGUGAGGUGGCUCACACCAUGGCGCCAGGCGACGUCGUCGUCGUGGCGGAGGGGGAGCUGCAACACCUGCAAGGAAAAGUUAUCAAAGUGGAUGGAAACAAGAUUACCAUUUUGCCUAAGCAUGAGGAUCUAAAGGCGAGUGUUCAGGCCCUUUUUUUAUAUUACCUUUCUCUUGACCUGCCUUCAGACUGACGCUGACCUGUGAUAAUUUCGAUUUAAUUGAAUUACCUGUUGCUUGGUAGCUAAAUAAAUUGAUAUAUUUCUAAGAUUCAUUAAUGGUCAAUUAUUUGGAGUCAUCAUCAAUAUCCAAGGUCAUAUAUUUAACAAAAAUUUUUCAGAAUUCAUUUGAUGAAAGUUAACAGAAAUCCAAUAUUAUACUUCAGGAUUCAUUUAAUGCUAGUUAACUGAAAUCAAAUAUUAUAUUUUCCAUGAUUCAAUUCAAUAUUAGUCAAAAUGAUAUACAAAAUAUCUCCAGGAUCCAUUGGAAUUCCCUUACAAUGAGCUCAGAAAGUACUUCAAGAUGGGUGACCAUGUUAAAGUAAUCGCUGGCCGUUACGAGGGAGAUACUGGCCUCAUUGUGCGAGUGGAGGACAAUGUUAUUGUUCUGUUUUCUGACCUUACAAUGCACGAGGUAAAUAAUUAAACAUUUCUAAUACUAUUUUGCUCUUAUAUGUCAUUCAAUUAUGAAGGUGGUUUAAUGAAAUUUUAAAAGAAAAUGCAUUUAAUGAUUGCUCUCACGGACUAUUUCCAGCUGAAAGUACUGCCGAAGGACAUACAAUUGUGUGCUGACAUGGCCACGGGGGUUGACUCCCUCGGACAGUAUCAGUUUGGAGAUCUUGUGAUGUUAGAGUAAGUAGAAAAAUAUCAUUUUUAUACACUUUUCUCCACCUAAAAUUAAUUUAACAAUGUUUCUCAUACUGUUUAAGUGUACCUUAUUUUUCUUGUUAUGUCUAUUUUAUUUUACUCUGCCCUAUUGUAGGGACAAAUAAAUUUUUCCAUAGUGUGUGUCAUGUACAGAUAUCUCUACAAAAUCUGUUCAUUGCUUUGUCUUUCCUUUAAUUCAGCUCCACCUACAAUUCAUUCUACUCAUAGUUGUCUUUUUUAAAUGGUUCUGAGCUCAGCACGAUCAAAUAUAUAUUUUUUCAGUCCACAGACUGUCGGCGUCAUUGUUCGGUUAGAGAAAGAAAACUUUCAAGUGCUUAGUAUGCACAACAAGGUAUUUUAAUAUUGAUGGUUUGCAAAUCACAAACUUGACCAGUGAAACAGUUACUCUUCUGCUAUAGUUGGACAUUCAUACGACAAGCACAUAUUUGAAACGUGCAGUGCAUUUACCACCUCAAUACUAUGAUUUACUUUUGUUUUGGAUGAACCAUCUACAAUAAAGUAAUGUAUAAGUUUGUGUGUGUUUCCAGGUGGUCAAUGUAAAGCCCCAGUCCAUCACGAGAAAGAAAGACACAAGGAAUGCUGUCUCUUUGGAUUCAGAAAAUAAUAACGUUCAAGUUCGGGAUAUUGUCAACGUCAUUGAGGGACCUCAUUCAGUAAGCAGUGUCUUAAACUGUCUAUUCCCAGCAUUGCAAAAAAUGAAAUUAACACACACACACAUCCCAAUAAAAUUAAAUGAUAUGUACAGCCCCACCAAUGAUGAUAAAAUUACUUUUCUGUUCCAGAUGUUGCAAAAAAAAAUUAAUAUAUAUAUAGCCGUGCUAUCGAUGAUAAUUUACUUUAAAAUUUAACUAUAAAAUUAUUUCAGGGUAGAACUGGCGAAAUUAAACACUUGUACAGAAAUUUUGGAUUUCUGAACUCUCGACUGAUGACUGAAAACGGAGGCUUCUUUGUUUGCAGAACGAGACACUUGACACUUGCUGGAGGAGGGAAGGUAUUAAGAGAGCUUGUGCACUGAAGAUUAACUAAUUAUAAUUUCUAGUUUAAAAGUGAUGUUACCUUAAUUUUUCUGAUUUAUGGAGACGUGGGUUCCCACUCACCUUAAAAAUAAAUUUGUGUCACCAAUAACGAUUUUAAUUUAAUCUGCAUUUUUCUCUAGCAAAAUCUCACUCAGGCCGUCAAUGGGUUUGCUCCGAUGUCUCCAAGGAUAUCCAGUCCUGCUCAUCCCAGUGGAGGCGGUGGUGGAGAAAGGGGUAGAGGACGGGGAGGAGGAGGAGUGGGUGCUGGAGCGGGAAGGGGUGGCCUGUCAAAACGUGAUAGAGAAAUCAUUGGUCAAACUGUCAGAAUUAUUCAUGGUCCAUUCAAGGGUAAGAUAUUUUAGCAAGCUAGUUCACGUCUAUUUCAAAGCUAUCUCACUUAUUAAAUCUGUUUCAAAACUUUUAGAAUAAACCAUUGGAAAUGGUUGAUUUUCCAUAAAAAUACCUCCUUGAAUAUUAAAAAGAUGCCAUAUUUAUUUUUUCUUUUCUUUAUUUUUUACUCACACUGUCUCAUUGUGUAAACGAAGCAUUACACAGGUGUUUCUUGGUCGAUAUUUGCCAUUAGAAUCAAAGUUUUAUUUGUGUUACAUAUGUUACUUAGAAUCCUGCAAAAUAGAAUCCUGAAACUAAAGAACCUGGAACACCAGUCGGUCCAAGGGGAUUUAAUGUGUGAAUGUUUUGAAAAAUAGUUUUUUAGACACUGGAAACCACCCCCCACCCCCAGCUAAUUUAUUUUCCAGUUUAAGAUCUUGUUGAAUGUCAUGUACUAUGAUCUAAGACAUUAUUUUUUAGAUACCAAUAAAUAUCAUCUCUCUUUAGGUUACAUUGGAAUAGUGAAAGAUGCUACAGAAACCACAGCCCGUAUUGAAUUGCAUUCUAGCUGUAAAACAAUCUCUGUGGACCGUACCCGUCUUUCUAGUCUCACGUGAGUUUCUAAUUUAUUUAUUAUUAUUUUAUUAAUGGCGAGGUCUUGAUAUUAAAACCGUUAGUGUAACUCUGAGGUGGAGUUUACUGAAUAACUCUAAGGUGAAGUUACUUAAUAACACUAAAGUGAAGUUUACUGAAUAACUCAUAAGUAAGUUUACUGGAUAACGUUUAGAUGAAGUUUACUGGAUAACUCUUAGAUGAAGUUUACUGUAGCUACAAUUUGGUUACAUGAAUUUAAUUAUGGAAAAUCCCAUCUGGUCAAUUUCAUUGUGCCAUAUCCUGUAUCUAAUUCAGCUGGCCAAAAUAUAAUUAUUACAUUUAUUUUUUUUACACCAGUGGGUCAAAGCCAGCUGGGGGACAGACAUCCACGUAUGCGGGCCGUACUCCAAGCUAUGGUGGUCAGACGCCAAUCUAUGGAUCACGUACUCCCAUGUACGGAUCGCAAACACCACUGCACGAUGGAUCUCGAACACCUCACUAUGGUGGUGCCACGCCGUCGCAUGAGUCCGGUGGGAGAACACCUAGUGGUGGAGGAAUGAGUGCUUGGGACCCCUCCAAUGCCAACACACCAUCCAGGUGAGGGCUACUUUUGGUAUAUCAAGAUUGUAUCAAGUGUUUAAAAAAUGGAUCAAAGGUUUAAAAAAAAAAAUGGUUCAAGGGUUUAAAAAAUGUAUCAAGAGUUUUAAAAACGGUAAAUUAAUCAUGCUUUUGUAGGCAGACUGAAUCCUCGCUGAUUUCUGUGUAAUAAAGUUUGAUGACACACUGUGACAAAUCUAUCAGUUGUUGUCACAAAUCUGUCAGUGGUGUUUUGAAUGUUUGUGCUUUUUGGAAAAUUAUUUUGUGAAUCCAAGUUGCAUUUGCCUUUAAAAUAUUUUAUCAAAUAGAUUGCGUGGAAUUUUUUUUAUUGGGGAUAAAUGCAAUUUAUUUCAUGUAAUAGAGUGUUAGUGGGUUCCGUUGAGGGGGUUCUGUUGGUCCCCAGAAAAGUUUUGAUAAAUUUACACACCUGAUUUUAGUUUUGCGUAGAAACUGCCAACGUUUAAAUGAAGGCUACAAAAAAAUUGAAACAAAGAAGAAAAAAAAACAACGAAACAUUAAAAAUUCAUUUAUGAUGUAAUUUUUUAAAAAAUGAAAAGAAAUCGCCAAAAUAUUUAUAUUAACCUAGCUACUGACAUCUACCGAAUGAAUCAUUGUUUUAUUUUAAUUUUAUGCAGCUGUAGUGUAGUCAGAGUGUAUUAAGAAACUUCGAUCUCUGUAAAUAAUAUUUAAAUUUUGAAAUGAUAAUUCAAAUAAAAAAUAAACAAAAUUCACAGCAAGGACAUUAUUUCAUAACUUUACAGUUUCAUUUAACUUACAUUUCAUUUUGCACCAAUCGCUGGUCAGUUUUCUAUUAUUAUUAUUAUUUAGUUAAUUUAGUAAUAAUGUACAUAACCUUUACAUGCUCUUUUCAUUUCUUCCCAUUGGGUGGAACACAUUAUCCAAAGUAAUAAGAUUACUUAUUUUUUUUAAAUGCCCGUACCCGGUUUGGUGUUUUUUUUGUGUGCCAAAAAUGAGUAUGUGCCAGGUGUGUUGAUACUCUGCAUUUCUGGUUAACCGCGUCAGUACCUGGCCCAGCCCUUUCUGAAAUCAGAAAAAUGUUCAAUAUGUCAUUUUACUUUUCGUUCAUAGAAACAAUGAUUUUGAAUAUAAUUACGAUGAUUCACCCUCACCCGCUGAAUUUGGAGCCACACCCAAUCCUGCAACCCCAGGUUACCAUGCAGAUUCCCCAGGACCCACCGGACCAUAUACUCCACAGACACCUGGCAGUGCAUACUCUCCAUAUCCUGUUCCCUCACCAGGUGGCUUCGAAGGUAUGCAUCAAAUUUACAAGUUUUAAUUGGGCUUGAAAUUUUGACACAUGAGUUUCUUUUAUUCUUAUUUUCUUGAGGAAGAAAGUGAGGGAGUGAGAAAUCUUCGAUCCAGCCUGUCAAUGGGUUAUGUUUAAAUAGCUAAUUUAGAUUUGAAAAUGUUCAGACACAUUGGAUAUGUUUCAUAAUGAAAUACUUGUCGAUAUUUAGGGUUUUGAUGAGCUGCAAUUAUAAAUUAUUAGAACACUAUUUUCAGUGUCUUUUUACAAAUAAAUUAAUAGUAAGCACAAAAAUUAAGUUUUAUUUAUCUUUCACUACAUUUUGUUUACUUCCAGCUCAAAGUCCAGGUUUUGUUGGGACCCCAAGUCCUGCUACACAGUCUAGCCCAAGUCCAGCAAGCUUUGCUGGCAGUCCCUCUCCCAUGGGUUAUAAUCCAAUGACACCAGGAGCUCCUUUCACGCCUCAAACGCCUGGCGGAGGUAAUACACACUUUUAAUAAAUAAGUCUUAACCUGUUUUUAAUCCAAGCAUGUUUCCUUUACAGUACUCCCUUGUUUAUCGCUGUCAAGACUCUACUGCGAUAAGUGAAUUUCCGCAAAGUAGGAUUCUUUAUUUAUUAAUGGAAUAUGUUCGUAGUUAGAGAAUAGAAAACCUGUUCACGACCCUCUAAAUACAGUUUUAAACAUUAUAAGACUCUCUGGGGAUGCUCGAAUGCAUAGGCCUACAGUCCAUAUGUACAGUAAUUUUAAUAGUAAUUCAUAGAUGUAUAACUGACUCAGACAACUGAGUGCGCGCUGUAUCAUUUUUAACUAUUUCGAUCAACUUUUUAUUGAAUGCAUAUUAUAUUUGAAAAAAAUCGUGAUAGAUUGAAGCUGCGAAAAUCAAAGAGCGAAGUGGCGAGGGGUGACUAUUAAAAGUUCAAGUGUAUAGAAUGAUUUCUUAAUUCAAUCAUUUUUAAUGUCAUUACUGACUUCUUCAUAAUAGUGUUGAAAAUGCUUAUCAUCAGUUUUCUGAGUACAAAUCCUUGUCUAUUAGCUCGCCUGAAUGAAUUUGUGUAUGGAACUUCUUCUUUGGUUAUUGUUGCCUUCCUUCCUGUCUUUCUCUUCCCUUCACAAAUACUGUGAGCAUGAGGUGAAAGAAGCCAUUUGUAUUCUUUUGAACUGAUUGAGUUUACAAAAUAAUAAACUGUGUUUGUUAACUUAUCAAGAACUUUUUUUUUCCUUCUGAAAAUUAAGCGUCCGUAAUACACUUUGUGGAUGUGGAUCAAAAUUGAACCUAUUUAUAUAAAAAUCGAUGUUGUGUUUCAGGCAUGGAGACAAGUUUGACAGACUGGUACACCACAGACAUCGUUGUGAAAAUAAAACCUACACAUGAAAACUCCAAGCUUAUUUAUCAGACGGGUGUCAUUAAAAGUAUUUCUGUAAGUGUUUUUUGUUACAAGGCCAGCUUAAUCCUUUACACUCGGAACACACCCUACAAACCAUAGCCGAACCAAAGGGUCUCUGCGUCACAAAUAUGUUUUAAUUAAUUGACAAACUCAUUUUGAAAAAAAAAAAAAAGAGUCCAACAAAAGUAAUGUUUGUUGCCAUAAUUGCUCUCUUACUGGUUUCUGCUAUUGACAGUUUCAUAAAUAAUGAAAUGUAAACAUUUUUGUUUGUUUGUAAUGUAGAGAGUAUGAUGUGUUUGAAAAUGAGGAUUGGGAUGGCAUAUUAACCCAUUCAGUUCUCAGGGCUCGGAAAUUUUAUCAAUUGAAACCCUACCCAAAGUGGAGCAACUUAGCAAUGACCAUAGAUUGGUUUAGAAAAAAGUUAAAACAAGUCCUAUUUUGUAAUUGUAAAUUUAUGUGACAUUGAUUAAUUUGCAUUCAUAUUUGGUUGCUUUAUGUGUUGCUUUAUGUGUUGCAUUACAUUUUUUCCCCAAUGCUUUUGUUGUGUAAGUUCCUAAAUGUCAAACUAUGAUGAAGUACUCCACUGAUCAUGAUUACAACAAUGAAAAAAAAAAUCUGCUAAGAAAAUAAGAUUGUUCCUCGCUAUAUCGAUAAAAUAACAACAAAAAAUGGAAGUAAUCUCCUUUGGUCCCACGGCUUAUGAGACCUUUAUUUCAUAACAGUUACAAGAAUACAUAGAAAUUUAUUUGAUGUGUUACAUUCACUUCCUGGUAUAAUGAAAGUUAACAGGCAGCCUUCUUCUUUAAGCUCAUUAGACAGAUUGUCCUAGAAAAAUAUUAGUUCAUCUGACUUUUAAAUUGUAAAAUUGACUAUAGAUGGAUAGUAUAAUGCAUUUUUUCCCCACAUUAAGUUGAUUUUUGUCCUCAAUGGCCAGGUAUUUUAUUGAUAAACUUGACCUCUUCUCCAACAGGGUACCAUGUGCACUUUAUACCUGAUAGAUGAAGAAAAGACAAUCAAUAUAACAUGUGAACACUUGGAACCUGUUCCCCCCAAUAAAGGAGAAAAGGUAAGCAUUUCAACAUUUUUUAAAGUUUCUCUCCAUUUGUCUUUUAACACUCAGAUUAACAGUUAUAUAACUAUUAUCCAGUGGUUCUUAGCCUUUUUGUGUGUGCUCACCUCACCCUAUCCUACAUAGUGAAUUUCCGUGGCGCACUAAUGUACAUGUCAACGACAGUGGGAGGGGAAUAACUUACAAGACGUGCAAGAGACUUAUCUCAGUUGAGGAAAUAUGUUUGUCCUCAAUAAUUCAAAUAGUUCGUUUGGGCUGAUGCCAAUAAAUCCCCCAUCAAAUAAGUAAGUUUUAAGCUCUUGAAAUUUUAUUCACUUCUUCUUUCCAAAAAACAAACAAAACUGGAUGAAAUUAUUUUAAUUACUUUUAGCAGCAAUAUCACUACUUCUCGACAGUUUCGCUGCACACUUCUGUGCCGCAGCAAACGGGUUUAGAACCAAUGCUGCAAAGUGGCAUCUUUGGAAAAAAGAUGUAAAACCCCCUAAUAACUAAAUAUUUUGUUCUACUCUCAGGCCAAGAUUAUAGCUGGCGAUGAAAGAGAGUCCACAGGAUCCCUGAUGAGUGUUGAUGGAGAUGAAGGUGUAUUGAAAAUUGACUCCAAAGAAGAAAAAGCCAAGAUACUAAUGUUGCCUAUUCAUUUUUUGUGUAAGAUGGCCGACUAAAAGAAUUAUUUUUUUGUGACCUCUUUAUUAUGUCUGUAUUAAAUAUGUAUUAAAAAAACAAUAAAUUAAAAAUAUGAGAACUGGAGUUAACAUUAUUCUUUCAUCCAGUCCAUUAAAAAAAAAAAAUGUAAGGAGGAAAGAACAAAAAUAAUGUGUCAUGAUUGUUAUUAAACUAAGAUAUGUCUUGUCUAAAAUGAAAUGUAUCUACAAAAUAUAUAAUUUUAUUUCACAAAAAUAGCUCAAAACAAUAAGAUUAGGUAACUCCUAAAUUUAGCUUUUUGUUUUAGCUUUUCUUUUAAACCAUCACCAUAUUUAUUGAUUAAGGAUUUGACUCAAAUCUCUACACGCAGCUUCUUGCCUCUGGAGGAAAAGUAACACGAUUGCUCACACAGUUUUACUGUGAUUUUGGUUUAUUUCCCUCUUUGUCAUAGUUUAUAAAUGCAAUACAAUGACAAAUUUUUGUCUUCUGAAUCCGGAUCCAGUGACUAAUGAAAUUCUAUCGAAAAAAGAAAAAUGAACAUGGUGUCUUAUCUUACAGUUAGUACUUUAAAAUGAUGUAUCUUGUACAAUUUCAGUAAGAGUAUGGUGCCUAGUUUUAGAACAUUUUAGGCAUUAUCUUAUUUAUUGUGCUGUAUGACUUCGUGUUGCCGUCAUAAGGCAUAGUUGUUGAAGUUAAGAGCGAAACCAAAUGAAUUUAAAUCAGACAAAUGUUGUACCAGAUGACACAACUCAUUUCCCAAGAAUUAAUGACUUUUGCUUCAUUAAGAAUUCUUAAUUUGUCCUCUUCCCCUUUCUUCUGUUAUCUCCAAAUACGAGUGAGUUAUGUCUCAUAUGAAGUUUUGGGUCCAUGAUUCUAAUUCUAUAGACAGUGGUUUCCCUUUUUUAUAAUAUAACAUGUUUUAUUUUAUUGAUGUCUGACCUGCCAAUCUACUUUUCUCUGAGCUUUACUCCCCUGAUAACACUGGCAGCAAACACACACACAAAAUGUGAGAAUAUUUGUUUGUGGAUUCAUCCAUGUGGGGAAUUUCCAGUGUGUGCAAUCUUCAUUUGAGGAAUAUAUCCUGUCCAGAAAAUGUUUUGUGUGUGGAAUAAUUAGUUCACUCUGAAGUGGUAUCACUUUCUGUACAAUAAUUGUUGAAUAGGUAAUGAAACACAUCUUCUAAUACCCAUUUCAUUUAUGUUUUUGUUAAAUUAAAAAGGUUUUUAAAAAUGUGUUUGGAUUAUUAAGAAGCUAUUAAAAUGACUAAAAAAAGACAAGACAUGCCUAUAGUUAAUGAUGACACUG
Molecule: messenger RNA, 17172 nt
Organism: Lymnaea stagnalis (great pond snail)
Lineage: Eukaryota; Metazoa; Mollusca; Gastropoda; Lymnaeidae
Source: the annotation of a GenBank genome assembly